AUGAGGAAUCUGUGCUGGCUACUGGCUGUUCCCAUGGCAAUCACAAGUUUUUUGUUUCGAUUGAAAGUUAUAUCCUCUUUCCGUGUGCAGCUGCCCUUGGGUUGUGCCAUUGUGGGUGCAGGACGCGAUCUCCUGCUGACGCCGAAGCAGGGACACCAGCUGAGCGGCAAGCGCAUCUUCUACGAGGAGCCGGCGGAGGAGCGAGUGCUCAGCCAGCGACGCAGCUCGUCGACGCGUCCUUGGGAGCGCACCCUGAAACAUGUCACAUACGUGACCCUCUUCACGGAUGCGGCCGUGGGCGCAGCAGCCGGAAAUCUCAGCCAGCUGCAUGAGUAUCACGACUUCCUGCAGACUCCAUAUGUGCCGGCGGAUGACCAGAUUGGAGCUGCAUUGGGCGGAGCGCCGUCCGCGCGCUUCGGCGACAUCAUGACCCUGGCCAAGGGAUACUUGGAGCAGCUUCCAGGACCGGGAAACGCAUCCUAUCGCUUCCUCGAGGGCGGCACGUGUUUCCAACUCCAAUGCCCCAGCGCCAGUGGCAAGCAGCGACGAGCCUUGUGGCAGGUGCAGCGCAUCCGUCAUCGGGACGGGGACACGGGGCGUCACUACCACUACGAGCUGAAGUUCAGUGUGACGCCGCUGGAGCACAACUAUCAUCACCACCCACACCCGAUGAGCUACAUCCAAAAGGAGUCCGACUAUCCGCGCAGCUUCGGGCGUUUGGCACACCAGGACCAGGACUUCCAGGCCCAGCGGCGCCAGGAUAGGCAGCGAUAUGGCGCUGGAGGUGGUGCUGCUGCGGAGCAGUCGCAGGCCACCUUUGUGCACGGCAUCUUUCAGCCAGCUCCGCCGCCGCCGCCCAAACUCAACAUCGGUGAGUAUUUAAAGGGCGCCGUAGCAGUGGCGCCAGGCAGUCCGAAGAUCGAGCUAUUUCCGGGACUGCUCAAUCUGGGACUGCGACCCAACUAUGUGGUACCCACCACCUUUCGUCCCAGCUACCCGGCUGCGCCGAAAUUUGGCCCUCAUCCGGAAUUGGAAAGAUUCCCCAGCCCCAGCGGUGAACUGGGCAAUGCUGCGACUCCGGGUGAAUUGGGCGCCAUUUCGGGCGGCGUAACCCAUCAUUUCCAUCACCAUUUCUAUGUGGCACCCGGUGCCGGUGCUGCCCAGCUGCAUCCGGAGUUGGGCUAUCGCUUGCCCAGCUCCUCGCCGCCCGAACCGACCACACCGCCAAACUUGUAUCCCCAGCAACAGACGGUGCAGUUUCCCAGCUCCAAUUCGGGUUCGUCGGAGUCGCUGGAGGAACAAGAGCAGGAUUUACUGCUGCGCACACCACAAAUCUAUGGACAGGCGUCCAAGUAUCAAACCGCCAAACUGCCACCAUUGCUCAUCUAUGCGGGCGGCAGUGCUGGCGAUGAGGACAAGUCGUUUGUGCAGAGCGAACCACUGGAGGAAUCCGUCUAUCGCUACUCCGAGCCAGAUCCCCUAUAUGUGCAUCAGAAUCCCAUCGAUGUGCUGCCGCAGGAGGAGGAAACCGAGAAGACACCGCCAGUCGAAGUGCAGGACGGGGACCAAAAGCGAGGGGAACAGCGGCCAGUUUCGGUCAGUUUGGAGCAACCGAAGCUGACCACCACUGCAGCAGCAACCAGCACAACCACUGAGACGGCGAGGACGGAGAGAUCGACGACACCACGAGAGAUUCCCACCACGAGUGCCAGCUUUGUGUCCACCUCCACGCACUUUAGUCCACUGCGCUCCAUCAGCAGGUAUCGCACCACGCCAAAGAUAACAGCUGGACGAUCCACCACAACCACUACAUCCACGAGCACGCAACCACCGCUGAGCAAGUGGGCCAAGCGGCGAAGGGAGCAGGACAGCAAGGCUAAGAGCAGUCAUCGCCACGAAGCCUUCGUUAGCACCACUUCAUCCCCCACUUCACCCACUACCACCACAACUUCCAGCACACAAACGCCGCCGUCCACAACCGCUGCAUCCACGCGUGUUCCAAUGGCGCCACUCCUGCUGCCGGCACCAUCCAAGGAAGUGGUGGAGGUGCUCACCCAGAAAUCGGUCAGCCGAUCCGUGAGCAUCAAGGUGGGCGAGAACGGCGAGGAGAUACCCAUCAUUGUGGACGACGAUGAGAACGAGGUGAAGCCAGUGCUUAAUACUUAACUUCCCUACCCUAAAAUCCUAAUUAUCCUACACGUAAGCCUAGUCGUAAGCAGACUUAAUCCCACAAUAAAGGCAUGUAAUCCGUAAGGCAAGGGGCCAC
Drosophila santomea is the source of this 2266-nucleotide messenger RNA. RefSeq lists its product as uncharacterized. The transcript is spliced from 3 exons. NCBI's taxonomy places the organism in Eukaryota, Metazoa, Arthropoda, Insecta, Diptera, Drosophilidae. The coding region runs from base 1 to 2166 and encodes 721 amino acids. The record is from RefSeq and is a predicted model, not a curated record.